Messenger RNA from Megalobrama amblycephala (Wuchang bream), 5879 nucleotides. RefSeq names its product myocardin (gene myocd). The transcript is spliced from 20 exons. Gene Ontology annotation, biological process: cardiac muscle cell differentiation; smooth muscle cell differentiation. NCBI's taxonomy places the organism in Eukaryota, Metazoa, Chordata, Actinopteri, Cypriniformes, Xenocyprididae. The record is from RefSeq and is a predicted model, not a curated record. The coding region runs from base 739 to 3498 and encodes 919 amino acids.
CGCGGAGAGAGAGAGGACACCGACAGACCAGACAGAGCUUACUCUGCCAAUCACAGGCGACAGCUGAUUAUGAGGGGGCGGAGCUCUGAAGGAUGGACCUGCUGCUGUACGGGAACAGAGGAGGGACAAACAAACACAUACAGGAGAGAAAGAGAGCAACAAACUGACAAUAACAACAGUAUUGGACAUUAUACUGGACACGACGCUGCCGUCGUUUGCUGGGAAGGAACUGGACAGAACGGGCCAUGGACCCACGGUUGAUAGUUUUAUCUGGAUUAUCGUAUUUUCAUCGAAACUCAAUUGUGAUUAAUCGCACAGCCCUACGUCAAGCACAGGAGCGAAUGCGCUGAGGAAAUCUCCCUUCAUGGAUUCGUGCAGAGUAACGGGGAGGAGAGAAGCGUCUGCGCUCCAGUGUGAACCGCGGGACAACUCUGAGCCUCGUGUUCAGCCUCACAUUGAAGACGCGCCACGCUCAUAGAAACGGCAGAUAUGGCAGCGUGAUGCGGGAAUCGGUCGUCAACGUGAUGCAAAUCAUGCUCACAUCUGCUCUGAAGCUCUCCGAAUCCUCUCACACAAUGAUGAGGAAGCUCAGGUGAAACGGACACAGCUCCUGUAAUCACAGAUUUACAGUAAGAGUCCUUCAUCGACACAAUGAUCUAUGAUCGUCCUGUUCUUCUGAGGGAGACCGAUGCUGUUCGACCUUAAAGCUUCUCAGACUGCGGGAGCGCGGACAGGGAGAUGAGUGCAGCGAAGACUCAUGACUCCAGCAUGAGGAAGCCUGACCUUCAUCCCUCCUCACACACACAGCGCAAGAAUGUCCUGCAGUUGAGACUCCAGCAGAGGAGGACACGCGAGCAGCUCGCUGACCAGGGCAUCAUGCCUCCCUUGAAGAGUCCGGCUGCGUUCCACGAACAGAGGAAAAGUCUGGAGCGAUCCAAGACUGGAGAUUACUUAAAACACAAAAUCAGGAGUAGACCAGAGAAGUCCGAGCUCGUCAACAUGCAUAUUCUACAAGAGCCGGCCGGCGAAAGCCUCGCACAAGACUCGCAGAACAAACUCAAGAGAGCCCGGCUCGCCGACGACCUGAACGAGAAGAUCGCUCUCAGACCCGGCCCGCUGGAGCUGGUGGAGAAGAACAUCAUUCCUGUCCAUUCCACGGUUAAAGAGGCGGCGAUGAAAGUGAACCAUGGGAAGCUCCCGAGGCAGGAGGACUCGUAUGCGUUCGAGGAGGACAGCGGCAGCGAGAGUCUGUCUCCGGAUCGCAGUGAAGAGUCGCUCACGGAGAACAAGAGCAGCGGCUCGACCUCUCCGACCCUCACCGGCACUGAUCACGGCUCUCAGAGUAAAGACGGCGGCGCUCAAAACCAAGAGGAGAACAUGACAAACGGCCAGGAAACUCCACCGAUUCCAGUUCCUGCCUUAGUCAAGCAGUCCAAAGUGUCUGAGAAGAACCGCCACAAGAAACCCAAAGAUAUCAAGCCGAAAGUGAAGAAGCUGAAGUACCACCAGUACAUCCCGCCGGACCAGAAGGCCGAGCGAUCUCCUCCGCCGCAGAUGGACUCUGCGUAUGCGCGUCUGCUGCAGCAACAGCAGCUCUUCCUGCAGCUGCAGAUCCUCAGCCAGCAGAAGCAUCAGCAGCACUCGCAUGCGCAGACGCAGCCGCAGACGCAGCCGAGCUUCAGCUACCAGACGCUCAGCCAGCACAAGCCGUCCGGUGAGCAGACAGCAUCAUGCAGCAGCAGCUCGUCGUCUCCAGUGAAGAGCAGCUACUGCAGCCCGUCCUCCAUCAGCCCCGUCCGACCCGCUCCGCUGCCCGCCAACCUGGACGACCUGAAGGUGUCUGAGCUGCGGCAGCAACUGCGGAUCCGCGGCCUGCCCGUGUCGGGCACCAAGACGGCGCUCAUCGAACGACUGCGGCCCUUUAAAGACUCCAGCUGCGCUUCUCCGUCCGGCUCCGGAGACGUCAGCACCGCCACGUUCCCCGUGACGCCCACCGGAUCGCUGUCGUCCUAUCAGUCCCCGGCGUCUCACGGGGCCGGCUUCUACCCCUUCUGCAGCAGCGGCUCCACGCCGCCCAUCUCGCCGGCCUCGUCCGACCUCUCCGUCAGCGGCUCUCUGCCCGACAGCUUCAGUGACGUCACCAUGUCGUCUCCGCAGUUCGGCCUGCAGCCCUCGCCGGACGACGGUCUGGGACUCGACGCGGAGAAGGACAAGAUGCUGGUGGAGAAGCAGAAGGUGAUCGAGGAGCUGACGUGGAAGCUGCACCAGGAGCAGAGGCAGGUGGAGGAGCUGCGCAUGCAGCUGCACAAGAGGAAGCGCGACUGUCCCGCUCCAGCGCAGCACAUGAUGCACCUUCAGCCUCCGGCCCAGAUGCAGCAGUUCUACGGCGUGUCGGUCAAGCAAGAGCACGUGGCCUCCAGCUGCCCGCUGUCUUCCAAGCAGAUGAAAGGCGGCUGCGUGGGUCACUGCGAGCUGCAGGCUGCGCCGCACUGCCUCGAGCUGCCGCCGUCCGCGAGCCCCGCCGGCCUGUCCGCCUUCCUCAGCCCUCAGUGUUCUCCUCAAGACUCGCCCGUCACCAAACCCUCCGGCAGCCCUCAGCCCUCGUCGCCCGUCCAGCCGUACCUGCUGAGAGACGGCUGCGCACACAGACCCGCACGCAACAUGCAGUUACAGCAGAAGAGCGUGGGACAGUCGGUCAGCUGCUCGUAUCCGUCUGACCAGAGGAGCCUGCAGCCGCUCUACACCAGUCCAUCAGAGAACAGCCUGAACCCCAGAGGAUCGGCCAAGACCAAGAGCGCCAGCAUGCAGCAGAAAGAGGCUCUAUCUCACUCUCUCCGGCACCUCGAGCCCAAGUCUCCCACAUCCAGCACUGUCUUCUGUAGUUCAGAUUCUCCUGCAUCCGUCAGUAAACGGCCCCCGUGUUAUGAGGAUGCUGUGAAACAGCAGAUGGUGCGCAGCCAGCAGAUGGAUGAGCUUCUGGACGUCCUCAUCGAGAGCGGAGAAAUGCCAGCUAACGCCAAAGAAGAGAGGCUUCCUGUAACCAAAGUUGUGCCUCACCUUACAGUUUCGCCGAAGUUCCACAGACACUACAGUCACAUGUCGCCCUCGCUGCUUCCCUACGAGCACGGAGACGGUCAUCUGGAGGCGCUGCUGAGCCGGACGCAAGCGGACGCGGCGCUCCUGAAGAUGAGCGGUGAGGACGGACGCUCGGACGAGGCAACCGAAGGCUUCAACGACAAACUGAUGAUGGACACGCCCGUAUCGCCCACGGCCGGAAAGAUCGCAGCGGUCGCCGCCGAGAGCCAAGGACUCGGAAUGACGUUCACAGAGUCGCCAUGGGAAACCAUGGAGUGGUUGGAUCUGACUCCGCCCAGCUCCGCCACGGCCUUCCAUAACGGCCUGCCUCCCACCGGACCGAGCAUCUUCAACACGGAGUUCCUCGACGUCACCGACAUCAGCUUGAACUCUGCCAUGGAUCUGCACUUGGAUCACUGGUGAGGAGGAACGGAUGGAAGCUUGUUUCCACCACGGAGUAAACAAAUGAAAAAAGUAAUUGCGACUUUUUAUCUCAAAAUUCUGACUUCUUCUUGCAAUUCUAAGAAAAAAAGUCAGGAUUGAUAGAUGUGAACUCGUGAUUGUGACAUGGACUUGCAAUUCUGAGGAGAAAAAUCAGAAGAUAUAAAAAGAUGCAAUUACCUUUUUUAGUUUGUUAUUUCGUGUCAGAAAAUAAAACAAGAAUCGCAAGAUAUUAACUCGGAAUUGCAAUAAAAAAAGUCUGAAUUGCAGGUUUAUAUCCCAAUAUUCUGACUUUUUUUCUCCAAAUUGUGAUAUAAACUCGCAAUUGCAAGUUAUAAAGUCUGAAUUCAGACACUCAAUUCAAAGAAAAAAGUCUGAAUUGUGAGAUAAAAAGUCGCAGUUACCUUUUUUAUUUUGUUAUUCCGUGGCGGAAACAAGCCUCCACAGGAACGGGCCGGUAUCACUUCAGUAAAGAUGAUGUAAGCAGUCAGGAUUCUGGCUGAAAUCAAGAGCAUAGUGUUUUAAUACUGUUUUAUCACGGUCCAUCAAAACUUGAAUUGUUUUGACUAUGGAUUCUGGGGAAGAAUGUUUUGAUUACUGGAAACAGAAAGACGCUCCAAACCCAAUUGGAUUCAAGCAGGGACGUCCGUACCACCCUUUUGUAAAUAUACAAUACUUUGUCUGCACAUUUGUGGUGUGGGAAAAACACGUAUUAAUGCAUCACGCUAGUAUAUCACGUGUACUCUCUCGUGCUAUUGUAAAUAUUAAUUCACACUUUGCACCUUGAGCUUACGGUAGUCACACUUUUGAGAGCUUUCCUGUUCCUUCCCCGUCAUCACCAUGUCAUUAAUUUAUUUAGAAAGCGCAAACAUUUGGUUUUUACACUUUAUGUAAGAGUAUUUUCAGAAAAAAACCCCCAUAAAAUCUCAACUCUUCAUAAUCACUGGAGAAUUUAACUGUAUUUAGCACAAUCAAGCCUUUUAUUCUCUGGUGGUCAAAAGAUCAUUUUUUUUAUUUAAAACAAAACAAAAAAAAGAUGACUUUCAUAUUUUGCGAAUAUCUUUCCCCAAAGUCUGUUUUGCAUGAUUAUUAUAAUUAUUACUGCCACUUCUGUUAUUUUGAACAUUCGUUAGCUCUUUUUUUAGUUGUUUUUAUAAUGUUUCUCUUUUGAUGUAUUUAUUUCAACCUUUUCUUUCCAUUGGCAUAUUUUACAUAUUUAUGAGACAUUCCUUUUUAUUAAAAACAAAACAGAGUAAACACGGUUAAGAGCGAUGAGGACACCCGUCUGAAAAUGUUUACUAUGGUAUCAGGAUCUGUCAUUGAAUCAUCCUCAGUUAUCUGACGAACGACAUCCACCGCAACAACGAGUUUAAUGCUGUCCGAUCCGUUACAUGAUUCUAAAAUGACAAUCAAACAGAAGCAAUACAUUGAGUGAUUCCCGUCUUUACCAGCACUUGUGAAAAAUGAAACCUAAUAUAUAGAUUAUAGAAGUUCAACUGUGAAAAUGUUUCGUUCAUUUUGUCUGUGGCAAAUUUGGGCCUUGACUUGUUUUUUAAUCUUUUGAAAUAAAGUCUUUAGUUACGAGAUUUCACUGAAUAAAUAAUAUUAGCUCACCAAAAGCUCAAACUGUGAAUAGAUUUAUUUUCUUAUUUUCAUGAAACAUGUCAGUGAUGUUUGGUUCAGUUUUCAGUCUCUAAUCAUAUCUCACGCCGCUGAACUUCAUGUACAGGCCGUGUUCAGGAUCUCUUCGUCGAGCCGUGAAGCCUUACAAUACAAAUCAAUCAGACAACCCAAAGAGUUUUAUACAAACACACUUUUGUACUGAGUUUACGUCCACCGUGAAGAAGCAUUAAGGGCAUUACAGACCAACAACAGCUCAGUAGUGUUUUGAUACGAGUGUUAGAGACUCUAUUUUUACACAUUUUAAAUGCAGAUUAUUAUAAAACUGUAAUGAUGUUUAAUGUUGGAAGUCCAGAAAAAUGACUAGACAUUAUCAGGCAUAUUAGGUCAAGAUUAAUUGUGUGUAAAGUUUAAUGUAGAGUUGUGUAAAGAGUGUCACAUACUCUGAAAGAUUUUAUUUUUCUAUGCCCAGAAGUAGCUUUGCAGUCUUGUAUUUUUUUUCCCUCCUUCAGCUUGUUUCGUUCCUCCUGAUCCUGAUGCACAGAUGUUCACUGUUUCUCCUCACCUCCUUGGCAAAGGGAGGUUCUUGUUCUUUUGAUUUCUCCUGGGGAAAGUAUAUAUGUAUGACAAAAAGCUUUUGUAUUGCUUGGCCACGGAACAGCGUUACAAUAUAAACCGUCCCAGUAUUCGUCUACACCGCUGUAUUACUGUAACGAGAGUUCAAUAAACGAUCAUGAAACAAA